GCUGGCAAGCAAGUCUAUAAAUAUAAUCUAAUGGGUUAAAUUUAACGAGUUUCUGAUCGCUCUCUAAAUCACCACUUUAACAUUUUCCAAAUCCCAUAGUUCUGAUUUCUCCAUUUUCCGGUGACUGUCGUUCCGCCACGUGUCCUCCUUUUCGGUUCAUUAAACAUUUAACAUUUUUCCGAAGCUCAGAGUUUGGAUUUCUUGAUUUUUCCGGUGACUGACGUUCUGCCACGUGUCCUUCUUUUCCGGACGAGAAUUUAGAGAUGAAGAAAGUCAAGAGAAAACUUGGGAAGUAUGAGCUUGGCAGAACUAUUGGCGAAGGUGCUUUUUCCAAAGUUAAGUUUGCGCGGAACACCGAGAAUGGCGAGAAUGUUGCCAUCAAAAUCUUGGAAAAGAGCACCAUUCUUAAGAACCAAAUGGUUGAGCAGAUCAAAAGAGAGAUAUCUAUAAUGAAAAUUGUCAGACAUCCUUGCAUAGUUCGGCUUCACGAGGUUUUAGCUGGCCGGACAAAAAUAUAUAUCGUUAUGGAGUUUGUCACUGGAGGAGAGCUUUUUGACAAAAUUGUUCAUCAAGUUAGGCUCCCUGAAAAAGAGGCCAGACGGUACUUCCAACAACUCAUAGAUUCAGUUGCUCACUGUCAUAGUAAGGGUGUAUAUCAUCGAGAUCUGAAGCCUGAAAAUCUUCUUCUUGAUUGCCAAGGUAACUUGAAAGUUUCCGAUUUUGGGCUUAGUGCAUUGCCUCAACAAGGAGUGGACCUCCUUCAUACCACUUGUGGGACUCCAAAUUAUAUUGCACCUGAGGUGUUAAGUAACCGAGGUUAUGACGGUGCUGCCGUUGAUGUGUGGUCCUGCGGUGUCAUCCUUUAUAUUUUAAUGGCAGGAUAUCUUCCAUUCGAUGAAGUAGACCUUCCUACCUUGUUUUCAAAGAUCAAUGCAGCUGAUUUCACGUGUCCAUUUUGGUUUUCUCCUGGUGCAGUGUCAUUGAUAAGAAGAAUUCUUGACCCAAAUCCUGACACUCGGAUCAAGAUUAAAGAGAUAAAAAGAGACCCUUGGUUCCGAAAAAGCUACUUGCCCCUCAGGGUUAAAGACGACGAAGAAGUGAAUCUUGAUGAUGUCCGUGCUGUGUUCGACGACAUUGAGGCCGAACUUGUAAGUGAGAGAUCUGAAAAUAGUGACAUUAGCGCCUCGGAGGAACUUGUAACGGAGAACUCUGGAAAUAGUGAGAGUGGCCCCUUGAUAAUGAAUGCAUUUGAGAUGAUCACACUAUCUCAGGGGUUGAAUUUAGCAGCCUUGUUUGACAGACGUCAGGAUUAUGUCAAGCGUCAAACUCGAUUUGUUUCCCGUCAGCCAGCUAAUAUAAUAAUAUCUUCUAUCGAAGCAGCCGCAGAGUCGAUGGAUCUCAAGGUUCAUACACAUAAUUACAAGAUUAGACUUGACGGCGUGAGGGCAAAUAAGACUGGUCCAUUUGCUGUUGUACUGGAGGUUUACCUAGUUGCUCCAUCCAUUUAUAUGGUAGAUGUUCGAAAGGCUGCCGGGGAAACCCUUGAAUACCAUAAGUUUUACAAGGAAUUCUGCAGAAAAAUUGAUAAUAUCAUUUUGAAACCAAAGGAGGGCAACUCUGGUUUGGCCAGAACAAUGACUUGCUGAUCCGAAUAACUGGGACUAACCAGUGUGAUGCGUUAACAAAAUAUGAAGCCUGCAAUCCCCUUGUCUAGUGAUGGUAUAGUAUGUUUGUUGUUGUAGAUGUCCUCCUUGAUGUGUUACCCAGAUGUUACCCCCAACCCACCCCCACCCCCCACCCCUACAACGGGUCCUCUUGGCCCCUCUAAAUUUAUGUAAUUGCAUAUCCUGCUGUUACUCUUUCGCUUCGUCUGUAUAUAAGGUGUCUGGAUUCCCUAUAAUCUUUAAGUAUGAUGCUACUGCACAACUUUGGUGUGCCGUAAUUUGUACAAAUAAGGUUGAGAGCCAAUUAUUCAGAAAUAUGCUUAUCAAAUACGACAUUCA
Lycium ferocissimum is the source of this 2003-nucleotide messenger RNA. RefSeq names its product CBL-interacting serine/threonine-protein kinase 24-like. Gene Ontology annotation, biological process: protein phosphorylation; signal transduction. Bases 264 to 1646 code for a protein of 460 amino acids. Lineage: Eukaryota; Viridiplantae; Streptophyta; Magnoliopsida; Solanales; Solanaceae. The transcript is spliced from 17 exons. Gene Ontology annotation, molecular function: protein kinase activity; ATP binding. The record is from RefSeq and is a predicted model, not a curated record.